AUGAAGAAUGCCAAGGCUUGCUUACAAUGCCGAGCAGCAAAGAGGAAAUGUCGAUUGUUGUCUGGUAGAAAUACAUGUUUUGCAUGCCAGCAACGGGGUGAAUUAUGUUCUUCAACUAAGCUGAGCAAAGCAUCGACCGCGACACAUCUAGCACCUCUAGUAAGAGUAGGAACGACAACAUCUCCUGUAACGGAUAUCGACGACCUCCUAUCGCCUCAAAUACAAUGGGAAUUAGUCACCAAGUACAUGGCUUAUAUUCACGAUCGGCCACAGAGCAUCUUUCACGAACCUACCCUCAAAGACCAAGUGCAGCGAAGGGAAAUUCAUCCGGGCUUGCUGCUAGCAAUUUGCAGUUUGGCAUGCCGUUUUUCGCAUGACCCGGCCGUCAGGGCUCUUGAAGAUUGUUUGACAAGAGCCUGCAAAUUGAGGCUGCAAGCAAACUUGGAACAAUGCUGUCUAGCAACCAUCCAAACGUGUAUCCUUGUUGCAAAUGUUUGCUCUGCCAAUCUGAACACAGAAAGCGAGGCUUUGUAUUUUGGUAUCGCAAUCCGCAUGGCUCAGAUCAUGCGACUCCCCCACAACAAACUCUCUGAGAACCCGGCUGUUACUGAAACCAGAAAGCGAGUUUUCUGGACACUUUUUAUGGCAGACCGAUGGUGUUCCUCGGCUUCUGGACUUCCACGACAAAUCCAGGACAACGACUAUGCGAUUGAUUUCCCAAUUGACGAGUCCAUCUUCCAACAGCCUGGAUUCAGUCUUGGUGGAUCAACGGGUUCGACGUUGGGCAUAUGGGCAUACAAAAUUAUGCUUGCCAAGAUAUUUGGCCACAUUCAAGAUUUCAAUCGCUCCAAUGUUGUACGUGGCUUGUGUCAGCGAGACUUUGAUGGUCACGUCAAACUACUAGCCGAACAACUUGAUGAUUGGGAGAUGAAUCUCCCCUCUCACAUGCAGCUUACAGAUCAGAAUAUCCGGGAGUAUCAUUCCAAGGGACUUGGAGGCACCUUUAUUGAUCUCCAUCUUGGCUUCCAUCACUAUGCGACGCUGCUUUUCUUCAAUUAUUUGGAGUCCCGACGGCUGUAUUCCCGAGACAAAGUGCACUAUUCGCAGCUUUGCAAGUCACACGCCUUUCGCUUUUCCGAGCUGUUGCAGGUUUCACGAGAAAAAAAGGGAUGCGAAGCGGUUCAUGCUGCCAUUGGGCAUAUGACCAUCGUAUCUUCGGCGGUACUUGUGCACGUGCUACUGAUGGGUGAGGUUGGCGAGCUUGAAGCUGCGAGAAGUGGUUUGAUCUCCAACUUCAAGACCUUACUGGAACUGAAAAAGUUCUGGCCGAGUUUGGAAAAUCUGGUACGUUGGCUUCUUCCACAUUGA
Molecule: messenger RNA, 1368 nt
Organism: Fusarium mangiferae
Lineage: Eukaryota; Fungi; Ascomycota; Sordariomycetes; Hypocreales; Nectriaceae
Exons: 2
Coding region: 1-1368 (455 amino acids)
Biological process (GO): regulation of DNA-templated transcription; DNA-templated transcription
Cellular component (GO): nucleus
Molecular function (GO): zinc ion binding; DNA binding; DNA-binding transcription factor activity, RNA polymerase II-specific
Source: RefSeq, a predicted model, not a curated record